Molecule: messenger RNA, 1137 nt
Organism: Paramuricea clavata
Lineage: Eukaryota; Metazoa; Cnidaria; Anthozoa; Malacalcyonacea; Plexauridae
Source: the annotation of a GenBank genome assembly
AUGGAAGACGGUCACGCAGAAAAUAGCUCUGAUCAAAGUAUAUUAGAUACGACUCAUGAUCUGUUAAACUCAAUUGCGGAUUCGAAUAAAGAAGAUACUAGUAUUGCAGAUUAUCUGGUUGUAACCACUGAUCUAUUAGAUCAGUGGUUGUAACAGGGAAAGGUAUUUUGAAAUGGGAAGGAUAUUUUGAAGCACUAAAAGAUAAAUAUCAAUCAUAUAUCGACAGCGACGAAAUGGACUUCCCCAGGCGGUAGAGCCAAAUUGUGUGAAACCCAGGAAUUGGCCAUACGUUGGUACUCAGAUACUAGUACAUUAACAUUUAAAGGGGAAAAAUCAAACCAAGCAAAGGCAAAGCUAAUCUCAAUCGUUAAAAAUAGGAAGGAAUCAAAGGCGAACUCAAGUCCGCCUGAAUAUGACGGUGAUUUGCAUACGUUUGAUUCUAUAAAUCCCCUGGGUCUGGGAUGUAGAAAGCACUCAUGCAGUCAAGCGAUUCUACACAAGAUGAUUUCAGAAUUAAAAUGGAGCAGUUUGUGGCAACAACAACGGCAAAAAUCGAUGCUUUACCAUCGGCAGUUAAUUAAUAAUCUCAAACAAGACAUUUUACCUGAUGUCUAUGUUAUGGCCCUGCAGAAUCAAAUCAAAAUGCUGAAAGCAGAAAAUAAGCAACUACGUGAAAAGAAUGCCACUGCUUCUCUUGCUAUGUCUGAUCUUCAGACGAUAGUUAAAGAGCUUGAAAACGAGAAGAAAAGUCUUAUUACGGCUUUCAAAAUACUACAAGUAGACCAUGAUAGCCGUACAAAGAGCCCUCCAACACCGAAAUUAUAAUUGUUCCUGAGGCUGAGGACAAACCCGAUGAAGUCAUACAAACAAAAGAGAACCGUAAACAGAAACGUAAACAGAACCAAAAUAGCAAACAGAACUCUCAACUAAAACAAGGACGAUAUAGUUUAUUAAACGUAGAGGAUGAUGACGAAAAUAUCACGAUCGAUAGACGUCGAGCAAGCCUAUCCCGAACAUGGCUACACGCCUGGUUCUACUGGACGCAAGCACAGGAAUCUCAAGCUCAAGAAUUUCGUACUAAUGAUAUUGUUAUCUUGGAUGACUCCAUGAUAAAAUAUGUGAACGCAAGGAAACUAC